Messenger RNA from Rhizophagus irregularis DAOM 181602=DAOM 197198, 1517 nucleotides. The record is from RefSeq and is a predicted model, not a curated record. Lineage: Eukaryota; Fungi; Glomeromycota; Glomeromycetes; Glomerales; Glomeraceae.
AAAAAAAAAAAAAUUUUUAUUUUUUUAAAAAAAAUUUCUUCCGUUAUUUUAAAAAUAUUACUUUUUUUUCAUUUGAAUAUUCAAAUAAAAAUAAAAUAAAUCCUCAAAAUUUUUUCUUUAAACCUUAUUAUUUAUUAUAUAUAUAUUUAUUCAUUUUUAUUCCAUUUUUUUAUUGUUUUAUUUAUUCAUUUCACCCUAUUAUUUUUUUACAACUACAUUUUUUUCCCUCUUAUUUUAGACUUAGAAAUUUAAAUUAAUGAUAUCUUCAACUGUUCCAAGUAAGCGAACGCGCUUAUCUGAAUUAGAACCAAAACCAAAUCAACAAAAUCAACAAUCACAACAAAAUCUUCCUAAUCUUCAACAAUCACAAUUCACAAAUCAACAUACACCAUUACGACAAAUGUUUCAUCAAAAUCAGCAUCAGCAUCAACAACAUCAACAACAUCAGCAUCAAUUAAUCCCUGGUGAUUUCAUUCCAUCUUCACAAGUUCAACAACAACAACAACAGCAGCAGCAGCAACAACAACAACAACAACAAAAAAUUACAUCUCCUCAACAAGAAUCUGAAUUAAUUUUAACAAAUCAAGAGAUUCAACGUCUUAAAAAGGGAUUCGAAUUCUUAGUUGAAACUGUAGUCCCAAAUAAAAGUCAAUAUGCAAAAGAUGUAUUUGCAGAUAUUAUUAAAUCUACAAUUUCCGCUAUUUCAACUUCUGAUUCUUCCAAUAUUUCUAAUGAUACACUCUCACAAAAAGAUGAUUCAACUAAUAAAUCAAAUUCGAUUGUAUUAGAUAUUCCGAUUCUUACCGAGUCAACUCGUAAUGAAUCAAAUCAAGUUACAUCUCCUUUGAGUCUAAUAUUAAACCAUACUUUUCCAAGUAGUGUGGUUGAAUUAGUCGAUAAACUUUCAAAAAUAUCUAUUAAUCCCUUCGAUUUAUCUGCCAAUUCUUCCCCUACUAAUAUUAAUUCAACAACAAGUAAUGUUUCUUCAACACCUGAUGUUACUCCUUCACCUAAAGCUUCUAUUCCUCCUCCAUCUAAAGAAUUAUGUCAGCAUUUGAUACAUGAAUAUUUUACUCAAUUUAACGUUACGAUUCCAAUAUUGGAUCGUCGAAAGUUUAUUGAUCAUUGGCGUAAUGAGAAUACAAAACAUUCUCAAUUGUUAGUAACCGCUACUUUAGCUUUGGCUGCUGCAAGAUAUUCUGAUGAUCCUUCCAUUCAGAAAACUCCUGAUAAACCUGGUGGCGUUUUCUUUGAUAGUGCAAAGGUAAAAAAAAAUUUUUUUUUUUUUUUUAGGAUGUAACUCAUAAUUUAUCAUGUUUCAUUUAUAUUAAAUACACGCUUCUUCUUUUUUUUUUAGAAAUUAUUGGAUACAUUGUAUGAUACACCUCGAUUGGAAACAGUACAAGCAUUAUUACUACUUACUCAUGCGGAAAAUACUGUAUCACGUUUAGAUAGUACAUAUAUGUUUUUAGGCAUGGCUGUUCAAAUGGCACAUGCGUUGCAUCUUGAACGUAGUG